Molecule: messenger RNA, 4806 nt
Organism: Triplophysa dalaica
Lineage: Eukaryota; Metazoa; Chordata; Actinopteri; Cypriniformes; Nemacheilidae
Exons: 33
Coding region: 112-3540 (1142 amino acids)
Biological process (GO): positive regulation of transcription by RNA polymerase II; transmembrane transport; meiotic DNA double-strand break formation
Cellular component (GO): membrane; nucleus
Molecular function (GO): monoatomic cation transmembrane transporter activity
Source: RefSeq, a predicted model, not a curated record
ACUGAAAGUGUACUCAAAUCGUUUUCAUUUGCAUUUAUUCAGAAUUUACAUUCCAGUAACAUCAAAUGUAUUAGUUUUACAGUUUGUAAAUUAAAAUUUGUGGUCGCAUUAAUGUUUAACUUUAAUUUACUGCAGGUUAUGAGGUUUUUGUUGACUUUAAUCCAUCGGGAGUGUGGUCAAAGUAAACGGUCGAAUGGAGGUCUGAUGGUUGCCAUGACAGCGCUGCGUGAUCUUCCGGUGACUUUAACCGUAUCUGCUGCUGGCUCGUGGUGCAAGAAAGUGACAAAGUCUGCUCUGCAGGAUGUUAUGGAAAGACUUGCUGUGUGUGUCCCCCCUUGUGAAUGCAUUCAUCAAGAAGAACUCCAAAAGUUCUCAGAAAGUUUUGGGUGUUUGUUGUUCACCUAUUCUUUUCAUGGAGGAAUUAGCAGUGAAACGAUGGAGGCUGACCAGACAAAAAUUCAAAUGUUUCUCCAUAGACUCAGUGCGGUACAUGCUCAGAUCAGAAUGACGUUAGAGAUUAGGACUGACUCCAAGAAAGACCAGCAAAUUUUUAGGAGAGAAGCUGGAAGUAAAGUUUCAGUGAUGGAUCACAGCAUUUCUUUGGACAGUGCUGCAUGUGGACAGAGCCCAAACUCUGUACAGUGUCUACUAUCGUGUCCCAAAGUCCACCCUGUAUUAGGAGACACAUUCAGUUGUGUUCUCACCACUGACGCAAUCGGAGAAGGGUUGUGUGGGGAAAUGAGGAUGGCUACCAUGGCAACACUUGCACCUUGUAUGGAUCAGUAUCCCAACUGGCCGACUCGCCUGUCGUGCAUACAGAUGCUAGUGUACAGUCCAUGCGGCAUGCCUCUAAUGCACCAAAGACAGAUGACUUUCCUCCAGGACUUGGCUAAAUCACUGUCUUGGGGUGAUCUUGGCAUUUCUAAAGUCUCCUGCAUGGAAGCACAAACCAUUGAGGGCUCCAUGUGUUCCGAAAUAACGUUUUCGGUAGAUCUCUGUAAUCAUAAUGAGGAAUCAGGAUGUAGCGGCCCUGUACAGCAGAGCUCUGAGCCAGAAUGGAGCCAUACUGUAGAGCAGAUUCUCACUCUAUUCAUUUUCACUCAAUACACUGACGCUUUCCACUCCCAGGUUUCGGACUUCAUAAGCAGUGAGGAGGCUUUAGAAAGACAUUUGGAUUCAGUGCUUUGGUACAAUGGGGAUCAAGUUAGGGCAGCUCUGCAGACUACACUUAAAAGCACACUGAAGGUUUUCCAGAAAAGACAAAAGGCCAGGCUGAGGUUGCAGUCCACCCUAACCACUGUCUUGAGCUCAGUGAGCAGUGUAAUUGCCAGUAGCAGCAAUGCAAAGUUUCGAAAAACAUGCUAUGACAGCAUAAGGGUCACAAACACUUGUGAGUUUCGUGUUUCUCUACAACGAUCUCUUCAAACUGUCGUGGAUGGCCGCUUUGCUCCCAGGCGCAUGUGUAAUAAUGAAAAGAUGGCUGAAGCUGUUAGCUCUGAACAGAGUAGCAUUGAAGAAGACUUUGAAAAUCCACCAGACUUUUCUCCUAAGAGGAAUGACGGUGACCUUGGAUCACCAUGCAGUGUCCCUAAGAAGAGACAGUGUUCACAUUUUCCUGAAACGCCAGAUACCUUCAUAAAUGUAAUGAAUUCAGACGUCUUUGAGGCAUCACCCAUUCAGAGACGUCCCCUGUCAUCUAUACAACUUCCUCAGAGUCAGCAAGCCGAAACGACUGAAGACAUGCCCUCAGUUCCCUCCAUGACUAAGCUGACUAAACGUAAAAAUAAACAGGUAGAGAAGCAGAUUCAGUGUGUGUCUCCUGGAUUUGCCAUCGUAAGGAUGUUCCCCUGCCUAGCCUAUAGACCAUGGCAAGUCCUCUGUCGGGUCUACAUGCAACAAAGAGCCCCUUUGUCUCAAAUACCCCCCAAAAUAGCAAAGCCGUGUUUUGGUUGGCAAAGUGGCGCAGGGGUCCACAAAUUCUGGUAUAGCUUUGCAGACUCAAGGGUGACGUCUGUGACAUGGACACAGGUGCAGUACUGUUCCACAUCAAGCAGUGGUAAAGACGCUUCUCCACCGAGCGUUAAUGGGACAACCGAGAAAGCACAAGCUGCCCAGCCUGCUGGAAAAACUACGGGAUUGAUAAAAGCUGAGAACAUUCAGGUGAAAGUUCGGGCUGUCCUGAAAAAGAGGGAAUAUGGCACAAAGUACACCCAAAAUAAUUUCAUCACUGCUGUGAGAGCUAUGAACGAGUUCUGCCUCAAACUCAGUGAUCUUGAGCAUCUUAGAAAGAUCCGUCGGCGUAGUCCCCAUGAUGACACAGAAGCUUUUACUGUCUUUCUACGAUCAGACGUGGAGGCAAAGGCGCUGGAUGUAUGGGGCAGUCAAGAGGCACUUGCUCGAGAGAGGAAUCUUAGGAAAGAAGUGGAACGGGAGUAUGAGGAAAACAUAUUUAGAAACCAGCAGCUGCUGAAGGAAUACAAAGAUUUCUGGGGAAACACAAAGCCUCGAUCAGGGAAUAGGGCGACAUUUCUACAAGGGCCAGGAAAAGUGGUGAUGGUAGCUAUAUGCAUAAACGGACUGAAUUUCUUCUUCAAGCUGUUGGCGUGGGUAUACACAGGAUCUGCCUGUAUGUUUUCCGAAGCCAUUCAUUCGCUAGCUGAUACCUGUAAUCAGGCUCUUCUUGCGCUAGGCAUCAGUCAGUCUGUCCGAAACCCAGAUGCCAGCCAUCCGUACGGCUUCUCUAACAUGCGUUACAUCGCCUCCCUUAUCAGUGGAGUGGGCAUCUUCAUGAUGGGCGCUGGAUUGUCCUGGUAUCACGGCAUCAUGGGAUUACUGCACCCUCAGCAAAUAGAAUCACUUCUCUGGGCAUACUGUAUCUUAGCAGGAUCUCUGGUCUCCGAAGGAGCUACUCUGGUAGUGGCCAUUAAUGAGAUCAAGAAGAGUGCAAAGAUACAAGAGCUGUCCUUUUACGAAUACGUGAUGCAAAGUCGAGACCCCAGCACUAAUGUGGUCCUGUUGGAGGAUGCUGCUGCAGUCCUGGGGGUGGUGCUGGCUGCUGGAUGUAUGGGGCUCACCUCUCUUACAGGUAACCCAUUCUAUGACAGUCUUGGUUCUCUUGGUGUGGGAACCCUGUUAGGGGCGGUGUCUGCGUUCCUUAUUUACACUAACACAGAGGCUCUGCUGGGCCGCUCAAUUCAGGCUGAACACAUGCAGAAGCUCACAGAGUUUCUGGAAAGUGACCCUGCAGUCAGGGCAAUUCAUGAUGUCAAAGCCACAGAUAUGGGGCUGAGCAAAGUGCGCUUUAAAGCGGAGGUGGACUUUGAUGGGCGGGUGGUGACGCGCUCAUACCUGGAGAAACAAGACAUUGAACAGAUCCUUAACGAAAUUCAGCAGGUGAAGACACCAGAAGAGCUGGAGAAUUUUAUGCUGAAACACGGAGAGAACAUUAUCGACACAUUAGGAGCAGAGGUGGACCGCCUGGAGAAAGAACUGAAGCAACGUAAUCCUGAGGUGCGGCAUGUGGAUCUGGAGAUUUUAUAGUGUUAUAAAACAUGGCACAACGAGGAGGAACAAGAGGAAGAAGAAGAAAUCAAACCUCGAUCGAACUCAAACUUCGAUUAUUCUCUUCAACCAGCCAAUCAGCUGAAGUCUUAAAUUACCCAAGCACCAACCUGUACAUGGUUUCAUUAGUUAGGUAAGCUAGAAGAACCACAGAAAAUGACUCUAAUUGCAUAGAGACAUCGGCGAUAAUGACUUAUGCUUCUGUGAUGUUUAUAUCAUCAGAGCUUUGAAAUCAUGUGCUUGAAUUCAGAAGGACCAGAAUCUUUUUAGCGUUUUACUUUGGCCUACAGAGUAGCAUAGACUCGUAAUUCACAAUCUGUUUUUUUUGUCUGCUAAGCCAAUAGUGCAAAGGUAAUGAUUUGAGGCAAUGGCUUUAUAUCUCAAAUAUAUUUAGAAAUUAAUCAACAUUUCCCCAUAUAACUUUAUUGGCUACACAGAGACAAUGGUGAGUUUAAGUGAUGCCACUACUAAUAAAUCAAGUGAACAGAUUUCUGAGUAAAGCUGUAAUAAGAAGCAGUGAGAGGCAUCCUGUAUUGCAAUUGGUAUGUUUAUCAGUUUUAACAGGUAUAUUUGUUGAAACACUCUUCAACUCAAAAAACUACAAACUGUUUUAACAAAAUUGUUCAGAUUUUGUCAAAUGUAUCUUUUUGGCCCAUCUCAGAUGUAUCUAACCACAAUUUCUUUUUAAAUAUUCUUGUCCUAUCUGCUUACAGUACUGCUGUACAGAUCUGGGUUCCUGAUGCCCCCUAAACACAUCUUUGAGUGAUUUUGUUAAUGAGCCAACCUAGUUUGUGAACACUACUUCAGGUUUCUUUCUAUUGUAAAUAGUUCCUGAUUGUUAAAAUGCCUGUGAAAUUUGGUUAUCAAAAAAAUGUAGUUAAAUUGUUCCUAUCCAUUGUCAGGAUCAUUUGUUCAAACAGUAUGUUUAGACGGUAGUCGUUGUAGAUACUGUAUGUUCUCAUGUGUGCUUGAAAACAUUGUCAUUUUUGCUCAGUCGCUCAGUUCCUUUUAGGAAACGACUGGUAGUUCUUAAAUAUAUUGAAGGUGGAUUACCAUAUGCAAGGUUAGUUGAAGGUUGACAUUCAGAUUUGUUUUGGGGAAGGCUUUGAGAGUAAAUAUAUAUUUAUAUUGAAUAUGAUUUGAUUGGUUUCAGAUUGCUAUUUGGUUCAAUAUUUUACGAAGAUAUAAUACUAAAGCAGAUUGAGUAUUAAAUUGCAAUUUAUUUAUUAAACCUCUGAAUAUGUG